UGCAUGGUAGAGACGAUGCUGUGAAACUCAUGACUAGCAGAUGUAGUUACAUACCAGAUAGUCCUGACAGCUGUGGCUCAACACCUCUGAUGGAUGCACUGCGAGCAGGACACAUUCCAGUUGCAGAGAUUCUCAUUAAUGAACACAAGGCUGCCAUAACUGCUAAGGAUCAGCUUGGCAGACAAGCCAUUCAUUUGGCUGCUCAAACUGGCUGUAUCAAGUCACUGAAUUACUUGAUUACAAAGUAUGCUGUAGAUGUCAAUGUGAGCACAGGAAAAUCAAGAAAGACUCCCUUACAUCUAGCAGCCAAGGAGGGUUACUCACAAACCGUACAGUUUUUGUUGGAUAAAGAAGCAGCUAUAAAUACCCAGGACAAGAACGGAAGAACAGCUCUCCAUCUCAGCUCAGCGGCCGGCCAUGAAGCAUGUGUGGAUAUUCUAUUACGCUUAAAUGAUGCUAAUAGAAACAUAACAGACUGUUCAGGGCUGACUGCUGAAGACCUUGCUCUUAAGCCUGCAGUCCGACAAAUGUUCAAAUCUGUCGCAGAAUGAUCUUGGUCCUUGGUGUUAGGGCAUUUUUCUGAGCGAGUGUCUGCGUAAUCCAGGAGUGCUUUGGCUUUGCCUCACCGCGCUCUGCGAUUGGUUUAGAAGACUCACGCCACAUUCUCAACCAAUGAGAUGCAAGACUUAAAUUAAUCGCAGCUUGGUCACCAUGGUUUUCCCGCGCUUCACGCAGUUUGUAUGUUUCACUUGUGACGUCUUCCUUCCUUUUGUUUGGCCAAUGUAGUUACAGUGGCUUGCUUGGUCUUGGAAUACUAUCGAAAAGCGCUCAAUGAGUCAAACAGAAAGCAGCACUUUGAGGCGAGAUACAGCUGAACUUGUUGAGAAACAAAGUUUUGAUUCUUACCUGAGGACUGAAAAAUUACAAGGACGGGCACGUGCCAUACGCAGAAGUGUUUUUGAAUCACUGCGUGAUUGAACAUGGUCACUAAACAAACCUACGAAGAGCUUUGCUAUUUGAGUGUGACGACCUUACGAAUUCUCCUCACAAAUAUAGGAAGUUUUCAAAGAUACGAGUGAUGAGAAGAACAACAUUAUCAACCAGCUUUAAGAAAAUGAUAUUGAAUUGUACUGACGGUCUAACGGAUUUCUUUAGAAUCUCGUCGACGCUUCAAGUGACAUCAGAUACAUCUAAUUUAGGUGAGAAGCCUCGUCCGACGAGAAUCCAAGAUGGCGCCCACUGAAGUCCAGGUUACCCCCCAAGGCGCAAGGCAUUAUGGGUCAUGCGAAAGUAGCGAAUAGGGGGCUUGCGGGGUCGUGCUUGUAAACACUGCCAGAUUAUAGAAAGAUUAUGUGUAAAGCAGACAUACGUUCCUUCGAAUAAUUACUUUUUGAGUUUUUGUGAACUCAAGCGAUGGUUUUGGCACAUUUUCAGGUUUAGUAUUUUUGGUUUGGUGAUAGAUAUUCGCGUAUUCUGAUUGGUCGAGAGUUGCAUCAUAUUGCACGAUAAUCACCCCGCGCUAGGUUUUAUUAAUGCUGAAGCACUUUUUUUCAAAUUGGCCUUUGUGCGAGUAUAUGAUGUUCUCAACGAAGAAACGAGUUUGAUGGAAUAAAAUGCAGUGACUGUGAAUAAUAAACGUAGCAAUUACAUACUCAAAUAAUGAUUCCCCUCAGGCUUAGUGAGUAUUGUAGAAUAAUCCCCGCGAUUUUGUCUCGUGGAUUAACAACAAUAUCCACUACGCCUUCCGUGAAAAACUGAUUGAUAUGUAUUUUUUACGUCUCGAAAGAUGAUGCACUCUGUACUGGACAAGGGAUAACCAAACGUUUCCAUAAACAUUUAAGUCAAACGUUACUGGCAUUUUUCGGUUUUUAAGUAGAUUCUACAGAUGCAUACACAAAUUUGCGUGUUAUGUCUGCAGACAAGAAUUCGUAGAUUCUUUUACAUCAGUUAAUUUUUAUGUGUGUUUAUCUUCUCUCGUUUUCUUAGUAGAGAAGGCGAAGGAGCUUCUUUUGUUACAUACUCGCGCAAAUUUUCGUGUUGAGUCGAUUUCAGACAGAAAUCUCGCAAAUGCUUUGCACAGUGCCUAGCGAUUGUACAUA
Messenger RNA from Stylophora pistillata, 2099 nucleotides. RefSeq names its product ankyrin repeat domain-containing protein 16-like. NCBI's taxonomy places the organism in Eukaryota, Metazoa, Cnidaria, Anthozoa, Scleractinia, Pocilloporidae. Gene Ontology annotation, molecular function: protein binding. The record is from RefSeq and is a predicted model, not a curated record.